Molecule: messenger RNA, 1474 nt
Organism: Sardina pilchardus (European sardine)
Lineage: Eukaryota; Metazoa; Chordata; Actinopteri; Clupeiformes; Clupeidae
Product: leukocyte elastase inhibitor-like
Exons: 8
Coding region: 194-1474 (426 amino acids)
Molecular function (GO): serine-type endopeptidase inhibitor activity
Source: RefSeq, a predicted model, not a curated record
UUUCUUCUGCAAAUGCCUGAUCAGUGUUGCAGACAGGCUACGUCUGAAAUGCCAAUAGCCUAUUCGACUCGGCUAUCGCAGACUGUGUAUGUAAACUAUUUAACAAAACUUAAAAAAAAAAAAAAAAAUUGUGAGGGUGCACUCUGCAGGGCUGAGAGGAGAGGGCCAGGGAAAGGGACCACGUGGACUAGGGAUGGGCAACACUCUUCAAGUGAGUUUCCAGACUCCCAGCAGUCGCACCAUGGAAUCACUGGCAUCUGCAAAUGGCCAUUUCUCCCUUGAACUUUUCAAGAAGAUCUCAGAGAAGAACAAGACGGGCAACGUGUUCUUCUCUCCUCUGAGCAUCUCUUCAGCCCUGGCCAUGGUCUGCCUUGGAGCCAACGGCAACACUGAGGCCCAAAUGCACAGGUCCCUGAACCUUCACAAAGCUGAGGGUGACGUCCAUGUUGGCUUCAGUAAGCUCUUUGCUGAACUCAACCGAAAGAGCUCCCCCUACGCCCUGAGUCUAGCCAAUCGCCUCUAUGGAGAGCAGUCCUAUCAGUUUCUUGAGAAAUACCUUGCUGACACAAAGACACACUACCUUGCUGAGCUGGAGGCUGUUGACUUCCGUAAAAAUGCAGAGGCAGCUCGAGUGAAAAUCAACAAAUGGGUGGAGAAAAAGACACAGAACAAAAUCAAGGACCUCUUGGCUCCAGGGGGUCUGGAUGAGGACACCAGACUGGUGCUGGUAAAUGCAAUCUACUUCAAAGGCAACUGGGACAAGCAGUUCAAAGGACAUCGAACAGAGGAAAUGUUUUUUUCUCUCAAGAAGAAUGUAAGCAAGUCUGUUCAAAUGAUGCAUCAGAAGGCGAAGUUCCCCUUCACCUACAUCCCUGACGUCAAUUGCCAGAUUCUAGAGCUGCCCUACGUGGGUAAAGAUCUGAGCAUGCUCAUUAUGCUGCCUAAUGAGAUGGAGGACAACACCACUGGACUAGAGAAGCUGGAGCAGAUGCUCACAUAUGAGAACUUUGCGGAGUGGACCAAGCCAGGCAGGAUGAGGACUGUUGAGGUGCAGGUGGGUCUCCCCAAGUUCAAGCUGGAGGAGACGUACGACCUCAAGGAGAUCCUGGAGAGCAUGGGCAUGACGGACGCCUUCAACCCUGAGAGCUGCGACUUCUCCGGCAUGUCCCCCUGCAACGACCUUUUUCUGUCCAAGGUCGUGCACAAGUGCUUUGUGGAGGUGAAUGAGAAAGGCACUGAGGCGGCGGCCAGUCUAGCUGGGGAGUUGGUUGAGAGGUGUGCCACGCUUGAUGAUGAUUGCAAGAGGUUCGUGGCAGACCACCCCUUCCUCUUCUUCAUCCGACACAACCGCACCCAGAGCGUCCUCUUCUACGGACGCUACAGCUCUCCAUCUCCAUUACCAGAGAGAUGUCCAAUACCAGAGAGAUGUGUCUUCUGUCUUCUGAACCUGUGUCAGGAGCACUGUAAAACAUGA